Anguilla rostrata (American eel) is the source of this 2749-nucleotide messenger RNA. RefSeq names its product nuclear receptor-interacting protein 3-like. Gene Ontology annotation, biological process: proteolysis. The transcript has 7 exons. The coding region runs from base 958 to 1713 and encodes 251 amino acids. The record is from RefSeq and is a predicted model, not a curated record. NCBI's taxonomy places the organism in Eukaryota, Metazoa, Chordata, Actinopteri, Anguilliformes, Anguillidae. Gene Ontology annotation, molecular function: aspartic-type endopeptidase activity.
GACAGUACUAAAACUGCAUCACAAAGAGGGGGGGACUGCAAUCCCCAGCUGAUCUAUUGCAGACACAUUCUGAUGCCUUUUUAUAUUAUAUAUACAUACAGAUAGCCCAAUCUUACAAUCUCUUUUCUGUGAAGGCCUCGAUGGGCUGUUCUUGAUGAAACUGCCAGCUCACUCCCUAGUUUGAUAUUUGUGGUCAACUGAUUCAGGUUUGUCUGUUUUCCCUUGGAUCUUGAACCAAUGCGUGGACAUCAGGAGUAUGCAGUUUCCCGCUAGAUGAUAUCUUUCCCUCAAAUUUCCAUGACAUCGUCAGUUUAGAAACUGUUCCUUGUAGAACAUCAGCAAGUUCAGCAGUCAGUUACUGAAGCUCCUGCUGAAUGUGCCCCAACAGCCACCCCUCUUUCAAAGCAAUCUCAUUCUACCUAUGGAGCCAAAAUAAUGGACUUGCUUGGCCUGCCCAGAAUUUUUUGUGCACAACCAUGUAAGCAGCUGGGAUGUUAAUUGCUUAAGUAACUGCCUGUUUCAAUAUACUGUGUAUUCUGCGUCCCUCAAGAGCUUCCUUUAUUUUGGCAGUUACCUGUAGGCUUAGUGCAAGUGCGUCGUUUCGCAAAAGGUAAUACAUGAAUGCUGUACAAGACGAUCUCCUCACCUUUAUAAUAUAGAUGUAAAGCCAAACAUUACAUAGUGUAGAUGGUGACAAACUGGCAUGUUCUGUUUUAUGUCCUAGAUAUAUUUAUUUGCUCACAUCGGUGAAUAAGAUGCCCGAUCAAGCUGUCAGUAGUGAGAAUAACCUUCAUUACCCCGUGGGCUGCCAACCUCCCACCCUCCCCCGAGUACUGAGACGCGCUUGAUACGUCACGCGUUUGUCCUCCAGUUUAUAAAAAGCUGCCCUGCUGUAGAUACAGACGAGCGUUUAUCGGGCUUUACUGGACGUGUGUUUCGGUUCAAGGGAGACCAGUGAUGUUGUAUUCUGGAUUGCGAAAAGACUGCGUCGGGAAAGAUAUGGAGAUACGAGAGGCUGCAGCUUUGAGGCAGCAGCGGAGGAUGAAGCAGGCGGUACAAUUCAUCCACAAGGACUCUGCCGACCUCCUGCCUCUGGACGGACUAAAGAAACUUGGAACCUCCAAGGAAAUGCAGCCGCAUACCAUAAUUCAGAGACGGUUGUUGGAGACCAAUUUGUCCCGAUGCAGGCUCAACAAUAGAGGAACAAAAUUCACCAGUAAUAGCAUUGUGCUGCAGAACAACAGUUUUAACCACAGCAAACUGGAAGACCUUACCCAGCCUGAAGAGGAGGACCUUAUUUACGUGUGCUGCAAGUGCUGUGGAUGGGAGCUAAAGGCCUUGAUUGACACUGGUUCCCAACUGAACUUCAUGUCCUCAGCCUACAUUGAGAAGCUUGGCUUGAAGGACAUGGUCAACAUGAAUAAAAUGGUGAAGGACUCCCUCCCAUUCCGGCGUGACCUGGAAGCUGUGGGCCGAAUGGAUAAACUCAGCAUUGAAUUUGGACAAGUGAAGUUUGAAUGUGCAGUGACUGUUGUGGAAAACCACAAGGCAUUCAUCUCCCUUGGCAACAGGACCUUGAAGUCACUAAAGUGUGUAAUUGAUAUGGAAAAGCAAAUAAUCAUUCUGGGCAGAACGGAGAGGGAGCAGGUGCCGUUUGUUGGUGAGAAAAAUGCAUCAAGGGAUGAAAUCUCUCCUGGAGUCAAAGAAUGCUAAUCCCCUCAUCAUACAACACACGCAGAACAUAUUGGUUGGUUGUUCACAUCCAGAACAAAAUGACAACUGCCACUAUCAAUCUGUCAAAGUAAGCUUAAUUAAAAAUCACACAGCCAAGCCCAAAAUGCCACUCCAGUGUCUCACCAUGUAAUCCUUCCAUUACAGUCAUACAAGACCUCAGUACUUUACUACCCUCAUAUCCCAUCACACCUUUGGCAUCUGGGAAUUUAAUUUCAGCAAAGAAUGUUCCAUUGAUUUCUCUUGCAUUUGAAUUCAUUAAGUGUGUUGGUAAAAUGAAUCUUCAUACUUUAAAAAAGGAAAUCAAGCAUACAUCCUGCAUUUUUAUGUCUACAUUAUAGGGGAACCUUAAGUUUAAUAAUCUAUACAGGGAAAUUCCUGAUUAUACACGAUGAAGCCCUUCUUAUAGUCCAUACAUAUGUGCUCAGUCUCAUUGACACCAAGUGUUGGGGAAAGCAUGUAUAAUACAAAGAAGUUAUAACAUGUUAUAUGCUUUGUGUAGAACAGUGUUAAUGUUAGGAGAGCACUGCUGUGUAGAAAUUUAACUCGGCUGAAAUGUUUUUGAAACGGGGUUCUUCUGUGAGAUACCAGCUGUACUUUCUGGUAUAGUGCCUGUAUUUUUAUUUUUGUAGAGUGAACAUUAAUUCUAUUUUAGCAAGUGUAUUUUUGUUUUCAUUUAAGCAAAUCAGCACUUUGUAUUCAUUGACAAUAAUGUGUAUUGAGUUUUAUGUCAUGUAUUUUGAUAACUUUACAGGAACGCAUAGUAUAUAGUAUAUGAAAUUUAAUUAAUAGACCUGGUAAACUACUUCAGCCUCUUGACCAAAGGCAAACAAAAGGUAAAUUUCAUAGUGAAGUUUUGAUAGAGAAUUGUAUUUUCUUAGACAUUUGUCAGUAUAACCAUUGAUCUUUACAUUUUUAAAAGUAAUUCUGGUUUAUAAAAAAAACAAGUUGCUGUGGUAGUCUUUUACUUGUGUGUAGCACACAUGCAGUACUUGGAAUAAAAUGAAUGUGAAUCUGA